Molecule: messenger RNA, 1080 nt
Organism: Effrenium voratum
Lineage: Eukaryota; Dinophyceae; Suessiales; Symbiodiniaceae
Source: the annotation of a GenBank genome assembly
GUCGACAUCAUCAUCCACAACACGGGCGACGGCUGCAUGGACGUGGUCAAGGUCAUCUACUUGGAGAAGACCAUUUCCUCCAAUGCCCGCAGUGGGCACGGCUUUUGUGCUGUCAAGAAGGCCACGCAGUGGGCGUUAGCGAGGAUGUGUGGUCGUCAUGUUCAUUGGCAUGAGCUACACGAGAAGUCGCCAGACAAGUCGCAGUGCAGCCUACAGAAGGCAAACUCAAGCCAGUGGUCGCCUGAAAAUGAUGAUCUUGCAGAGGGCGUCCGCUACAUCAACUCCUUUGCCCCGGAGUGCGACGCGCUCAACGAGCAAACGUUCUGGAUCCUCACGAACAUCAAGCCCGACUGCGGCUCCCCCGUGGCUGGCUGGCCAGAAAUGAAAGUCAGAUGGAGCGGUCGGUACUGCGAUGCCCGCAUGGCGAAGAGCUCCCGGGGCUCUUGCCUUCAGAUACAACACCCCGCAGCUUUCUUCCAGCUGGUGGGCCCUCUUUUCGAGUUCGCGCGCAUGAAGGACAUCCUUGCGGUCAUGAAGAGAUGCGUCACCUUUGUGUUCACGGAAUCCGCUUUGUGUGUCCGCCUGCCCUCCGAGUGCCACGAUGCCAUAGUCCAUCGCAUUACCAAGGACAACAUGCACUUGGACUUGUUGGCACUCAAGGACAAGCAUCUCUAUGGCAGCUACAAGAAUGGUGUUACGCUGUACGGUCCCAACCAUACAGCCGAGGUGGCACGGGAGCAAUCUAUGAUAGGUCAUGGCGUGGAGCGCAUGGCUCAGUUUUUUACUACUGUCAAGAAGUACGUGGAGGAUUGCGAUUGCAGACAUGGCUUCGCCCUGUUCGUGUUCUUCCGCGGCUCAAAGUUCCGUCGCAUCCGCAGCAAGUCGCCUGCCCGUGGGAUUGCAGCAAUCCGGACAACUGUCUCCCCUGCUAUGUCAGAAGCACCUGAUCAUCCUGAUCAAGCCGACACCUUGCUACCAGACAUCGACGCUGAUGCAGCCGCGCCUACGAGCCUGGAGCCAUCUGACGGCGUGCUGGCGGACUUCGAAGCUGAUGAGGAUGUUGUCAGUCUGAUUGCAUAG